GCUUUCUGAGAGGAUGUCCCGCCUGAACACUUGAACCCUCGGCAUCGCGUCGGGACACUGGAAUGGUGUCGGACAAUGGAAGCGGACGACGUGUCGGUUAGGGAGCAACUUUUCCACAACCGCGUCCGGGAGACCAUUAUCUGUGUGCUCCUGUUCUCAUGCCUUUACAUGGUGUCCUACCUCAUCCUCACACACUUCAGGAAGAAUGCCGAGUUUGUCACAGAUGACACUGAAGAUGCCACAGUCAACAAGAUUGCGCUGUGGUUGUGCACGUUCACGCUGUCUGUCGCAGUGUGUGCUGUGCUCCUUCUCCCAAUGUCCAUCCUGUCCAAUGAGGUGCUGCUCACCUUCCCACAGAGCUACUACAUGCAGUGGCUCAAUGGAUCUCUCAUUCGUGGACUGUGGAACCUAGUUUUUCUUUUCUCCAACCUGUCCCUGGUCUUCCUCAUGCCCUUCGCCUACUUCUUCACGGAGUCUGAGGGCUUCGCGGGGUCUAAAAAGGGAGUCAUGGCUCGGGUGUAUGAAGCCGUCGUGCUGCUGCUGCUGCUGGCUCUCCUUGUGCUGGGCAUUGUGUGGGUGGCAUCUGCUCUCCUCCAUGACAACAUGGCCCGGAAGAGCCUGUACGACCUGUGGGAGUAUUACCUUCCCUACCUGUACUCGGGCAUCUCUCUGUUUGGAGUGCUGCUGCUUUUGUUGUGCACGCCGUUCGGCUUGUCUCGAAUGUUCAGCGUGACGGGCAGCCUGCUGGUCAAACCGCGGCUGCUGGAAGAUGUAGAAGACACACUGAGCUGCACCACGUUUGAGGAGGAUUCGCUCUCCAGGAAGCUCAACUGUGGCAGUACAUCAUGCUGGGUCAGGCUGAACAUUGAGGCUAUGAAAAAGGAAUAUCAGACGGUGCGGAGCAAGCGGGUCGCUCUGGAGGCGCGCACGAAGGCAUCCCCAUGGCAGAGGAACCUGGGAUACCCUCUGGCGAUGCUCAUGCUGCUCGCUCUCACGGUGAUGUGUGUACUGAUGGUGUGUUUCAACGUGUUGGAGUUGCUGCUGGAUGAAACGGCAAUGCCCCGAGGAAUGGAGGACCCUCACCUGGGCAUGGCCUCCUUCUCCAUGUUCGGCUCACUGGGGGCUGCUGUUCAAGUGGUGCUCAUCUUCUACCUGAUGGUGUCUUCAGUUGUGGGUUUUUAUAGUUCUCCUCUCUUCACUACUCUUCUGCCUCGUGCCCAAGACACCAACCUCACACAGAUUAUUGCAAACUGUGUUUCACUGCUUAUCCUGAGCUCUGCACUGCCGGUGUUUUCACGCACUCUUGGGAUCACUCGCUUUGAUCUGCUGGGAGAUUUCGGUCGCUACAACUGGCUGGGGAACUUCUACAUCGUCUUCAUGUACAACAUGCUGUUCGCUGGACUGACCUCCGCCUCCCUGAUAAAAACCGUCACCUGGGCGGUGCAGAGAGAGCUCAUCCGUGCCUUUGGUCUCCACAGACUGCCCUUAACCGUGUCGCGCUCCACCGUCCCCUUCAGACUCCUCCUGGCCAGUGGACUGUCUAAAAUCCAGUGACUUGCUUCCUCCUCGAUGCUGCCAGAGAAAGUGAGCCACAAGUGCACCUGUUGCAGGGCAGAUUCUGGCCACGGUGGGCUUUUCGUUUGACCUCAUAUGAAGAGACUGGACUGAGUGAGAUGUCCGCGCCGUGUCCCGAUUCUGUUUGAAGGCCAACGUAUGAGGGUCCAAGUCUGCGCCAAUAUUUGCGAAGGCGAGUGUUGGCACAUACAUUGAGUCAUGGAUGUAUGUCUGGAACAGGAGGAAAAGGGAUUUCUGUACCAUGCUGAACAGUCCUUUUUUUUUUUUUUUUUUUUUUUUUUUUUUUUUUAAGAAAGAGGAUCCAUGAUCAGCAGAUUUAUUUUUGUAAUAUUGCUUUGUAACUGUGAUGUAAUUUCCUCCUUCAGGUCGAUGAGUGCUCUCUCUUUCUGAUGCGGCCUCCCUACUCCUUCCGCUUAGGUUAGACCACUAUUUUAAGAUCGGGAAUCGUCUGCUUCCACGCGUUUGGUUGUCCGGUUUGCAGCAGUGCAAUGCUGGUUAAUAGGAGGAUGUUGUUUUUGGAGCCAAAUGGGACACAGAGUACUUUGGUUCUGGGUCCCAGUGCAGGUUAUCCAGGGAAUACAAGACUAACGCCAUGGUCUCUGUGUUGAUGACAGUGAGUUUACUGGGUAGGAAAACUGGUGUAUGAUUUACUAAAAAAAAAAAAAAAAAAGAAGGAAAGCUUUACUCUUUGUUCUUCAAAGGACAUUUGUAUUCCAUGUGACAUCUCAAACUGAAGAUUUUGCCUUCAAUCAAUCAAACUGUGAAUCAUAAAGAUAUGGGGGAAAGUGCAAUAUCUUAAGUAAAAGCACACUUUUUUUCACCUUUACCAAAAGCCAUUUUUGUAUUUUUCUUCUUUUUGUCAAUCUUUAGACAUUAGUGAUUU
This is a messenger RNA of Salarias fasciatus (jewelled blenny), 2458 nucleotides long. RefSeq names its product limb development membrane protein 1-like (gene lmbr1l). Lineage: Eukaryota; Metazoa; Chordata; Actinopteri; Blenniiformes; Blenniidae. Gene Ontology annotation, molecular function: transmembrane signaling receptor activity. The record is from RefSeq and is a predicted model, not a curated record. The transcript is spliced from 17 exons. Gene Ontology annotation, biological process: receptor-mediated endocytosis; signal transduction. Gene Ontology annotation, cellular component: plasma membrane. The coding region runs from base 76 to 1554 and encodes 492 amino acids.